Endocarpon pusillum Z07020 is the source of this 510-nucleotide messenger RNA. RefSeq lists its product as uncharacterized. The record is from RefSeq and is a predicted model, not a curated record. The coding region runs from base 1 to 510 and encodes 169 amino acids. The transcript is spliced from 2 exons. Lineage: Eukaryota; Fungi; Ascomycota; Eurotiomycetes; Verrucariales; Verrucariaceae.
AUGUCAUUCCUUGAUGCUUCUCUACAGUUGCCGUCUCUAACCAUUGAUAUCAGAUCGCAACUUCUUCUCCACAAUGCCGUACACGAUAGGUCGGUGUCUGAAGAUGAACGUCCUCAUAACAAUCUCCCUAUGGUCGACAAGGAGCCCGCCAGCGAUGUGGAAGAACCGGCAUGGCUCCUCAAUCUUUCUGCUGGGGCACCAUCAUGGCCGGACUAUCCUCCCGAAAGACCAUGGCCCAAAUCAGACAUUGUCAUGGAAGUUUAUGACCUUGAAGCGAUAUUCCGAGCAAGUCUAUACCUACUAAAAGAUCACAGCCAGAGCACAGAAACACCAUAUUUCAAAGAAACGCAAAUCAAUACCAAUGCCCCCUAUACAGCCGUUAGACCCGGCCACUACCGCACCAAGCCUACUGGACCUGGCUGCAAAAAUAGCGGAUGUUAUUGGGGCAGUGGCAGCAUUGAUUGCCGUGAUGCUCUUCUGGCUCUACCGGCCCAAACGACUGCUUGCUAG